This is a messenger RNA of Linum trigynum, 5134 nucleotides long. The record is from the annotation of a GenBank genome assembly. NCBI's taxonomy places the organism in Eukaryota, Viridiplantae, Streptophyta, Magnoliopsida, Malpighiales, Linaceae.
CAUAGAUAGUUUGAAACUAAAUCUUAAACCUCACAAUCCUAUAUAAAGGGUUCAAUGCUCUUCUUUUAGAAACAAUAUGUCACUAAUCAAAAAGAAAUGGAGAGUUGUUGAUUCAAGUCAUCUAUAUACUAAAAACUCAGCUAAGAGGGGACCAUCACAACUUGAGAGCAAACGAAAAAAUCAGGGUUAUUUCCAACAUACGAAUAGACUCGAUCAAAGUAAUAAGGCACAAAAUUAGACACUCCUUAUCUAUUAGUUCCGACUAUCAGUGAUUCCUCGUUUUAAGAUAGAAAUAGGUUGUGACAGUUGCAAAAACCAUAAACCUAAAGAUCCAAUAGCCACCACUCUCCGUUGUACAACCAAAUUUCUAUCUCAAGAGGCAUAUAUUCAACCAAAAAUUCAAUUUCUAAUCCUCCUUCUACAACUUCAGUUAUUGAUGAACUCCAUUCUAUUCGCCAUGAAUUGAUAUCAGAGGUGAAAUCUUCUACUCGCCCAGCUUAAAAUCCCCAACAAUAAAACCGUAGUGCCAAGAGAUACCUGAAGAUUGAUUUUCAAUGACAGUCUUGUACUGGGAAGUGAAAAGGCGCAAACUAUUGCACGAUGGAUGAAAUUUCGGAGGAAGUUAGAAAGAGAAAAGAACAAAGAUAAAAAAAACAAAAAAUUUAAAUUUAAAUUGAAAAAUGCAAGGAUACAACACGUAGUUACAUAAUUAGUUUCUUCCAUGUUAGCCAAUUACCCAUUUACCUUUAGCAAAAAUUAAGGAGAGCUUGCUAAUUAUGAUGAAAAAGUCAUCUGAUUUUCAGAGAUUAACUUUGUCUAUUUUUUGUAUAAAAAAGGAUUCAAUAAAUUUGGUUAGUGUAACUGGUUGUGAUUGUUAUUUUUGUUUGAAGAGACCCGGGUUCAAAUCUUGAUAUUGCUAUUUUUAUAUGAAAUAAAUGAUAAAUGUGUAAAGACAAAAAUGACCUUCCUACUUUCACUCUCGUUUUAUAUGAAAUAAAUGAUAAAUGUGUAAAGACAAAAAUGACCUUCCUACUUUCACUCUCGUUGCAGGAAAUUUGAAAUGGAGAAAAGUACACAAAACUCUACCAUAUAUUAAUGGAGGAUAUAUAUAUAUAUAUAUAUGGUGGCUUCUAUCGUACCUUGGGGAAAAUUCAGGGUACGAUAUACCCUGAGUAAGAAUACACUAUCUAGAACUCGAAUUAAUCGGAUUUUUGGGCAUGGUACUAUACCCUAACCGUUGAUGAGUAAACCCUAGGUCUUAGUUUUCUAAAUCAUAGAGCCUAGCCCCUAAGAUUGUGCUUGUAAUUUGUUGCAUAUGUUUCGACGAAUCAUAGCCAUCGAUUUUUGUUUCAGAUUAAAUUGAUCUUAGUAUGUGAGAUUUAUAGAAUUAAUACCUAGAUUUUAAUCUUUAAAGGUUUAGGAAUAGUACCAGAUGCCAAACUCCGGUCAAUUCGAAGUCUAGAUAGCAUCUUUUAUUCAGGGUACCCAAGGUACGAUAGAACCGUCUAUAUAUAUAUAUAUAUGGUGGCUUCUAUGGUACCCCUGGUGAAAUCCGGGGUACCGCAUACUUCGAGUAUGGAAACUCUAUCUACACCUCGAAUUACCAGGAUUUUUUGUGUAUGAUAUUAUACCCUAACCCUUAAUGAGUGAACCCUAGGUCAUGAUUAUCUAAAUCAUAAUCUAUAAACCCUAAGAUGGUGCAUUCCUUUUUGUGCCUAUAUUUGGAUGAAUCAUAACCGUCGAUUUUUAUUUCUAAUUAAAUUGAUCUUGGAGUAUAAUUUGGGAGAGUUAACACCUAGAUUUUGAUCUUUAAGUGUUAGAGUAUAGUAUCAUGUCCGAAAGAUCGGUCAAUUCAAGGUCUAGAUAGUGUCUUCAUACUCAAGGUAUGCGGUAUCUCGGAUUUCACCCGGGGUACAGUUGAACUCGCCAUAUAUAGCCUGAACCAUCCUAUAUGGCAAAGGCUAGCGUACGGCAGUCGUAAGUUGUAUGCCUAUGUUCACACUUGGUUUUUACACUUCAAUAUAUUUCGUCGAAUAAGAACCAUCGGUGAUUUUUUUUUAGAUUAAAUGAAUCUUGUGACUUGGGUUACAGAAUUAGGGACUGGGGUUCACCCAUUAGAGGUUAAGGUAUAGUAUCAUGUUCAAAAUUUCGGUUAAUUCGUUCUCUAAAUAGUAAAACUCGACGGGCGUACAAUGUACGACUGACGUACGCUAGCCUGAACCAUCCUAUAUGGCAAAGGCUAGCGUACGGCAGUCGUAAGUUGUAUGCCUAUGUUCACACUUGGUUUUUACACUUCAAUAUAUUUCGUCGAAUAAGAACCAUCGGUGAUUUUUUUUUAGAUUAAAUGAAUCUUGUGACUUGGGUUACAGAAUUAGGGACUGGGGUUCACCCAUUAGAGGUUAAGGUAUAGUAUCAUGUUCAAAAUUUCGGUUAAUUCGUUCUCUAAAUAGUAAAACUCGACGGGCGUACAAUGUACGACUGACGUACGCUAGCCUGAACCAUCCUAUAUGGCAAAGGCUAGCGUACGGCAGUCGUAAGUUGUAUGCCUAUGUUCACACUUGGUUUUUACACUUCAAUAUAUUUCGUCGAAUAAGAACCAUCGGUGAUUUUUUUUUAGAUUAAAUGAAUCUUGUGACUUGGGUUACAGAAUUAGGGACUGGGGUUCACCCAUUAGAGGUUAAGGUAUAGUAUCAUGUUCAAAAUUUCGGUUAAUUCGUUCUCUAAAUAGUAAAACUCGACGGGCGUACAAUGUACGACUGACGUACGCUAGCCUGAACCAUAUAUAUGUGAGUUCCGAGAAUGUUACAUUUGAUACCCUUUCAUGUAUUGGCGGGGGUAAGUGCCACAUUUGGUCACUGAGAUUACUAAAUCGUGUCAUGUUUAAUCGCUAGAAAAAUUUAAUAUCAAUUUUGGUCACUCGAAUUACUGAAAAUGUGACAUGUUUCAGCAAUUCGAGUGACUAAAUGUGACAUGUUUCAAUAAUUCGAGUGAUCGGAGUUGGACAGAGACUACAGGAGAGUGACCAAAUGUGAUCUGUUUUAGUAAUUCGAGUGACCAAAAUUAAUAUUAAAUUUUUUUAGUGACUAAAUAUGAUACGAUUUAGGGGUCGUUUGGACGUGGAAAUGCAAUGCAGUAAUUGGACCCAAAUACCACAUAACGCAGUAAUUGGGUUUAAAACCCACGUUUGGGAGAGCAAAAAGGGUAUGGGAAUUGGACCAUGGAAAUUGGCUUCAAUUACCACAUUCAUGGUAAUUGAGAAUACUACACCUCCCCCUAGUAAUUUGACAUUACCACGUUUUCUUACUUCUUUUUCCAAAUCCCACACCAUCAAUUCCCACAAAACUAAACCCUAUCCAAACGUGAAAUUUUUUUCAAUUUCCACAAGUCAAUUCCUUGGUUUUGUAAAACAUGGAAAUUCAGACAAAUUCCAACGUUUUCAAAUUUCCACAUCCAAACGACCCCUUAGUAAUCUCAGUAACCAAAUGUGGCAUUUAUCCUGUAUUGGCGUCACAAAUUCUUCACCUCCUGAAUAGUAAGGGCACUGCUCAGCUCUCCCUUUUCAGCGGCCGAAACAUUUGUGGAGAAGAAGACUCUCAGCUUCUGUAUGUUGACUUGCUGACCGGAAGCUGCCGUGAAUUCUUCCAUGUACUGCGUUAUAACCUGUACAUGGUCCUAAAUAAUAUCAAGUCGGCGGCGAAGAACAGGUGGGACAACGUGGGCCCUUGACUAGACAGCUUGAUCGGUUUCCAUGCUCCUCCAUCCAUUCCAGCUGAGAUCAUAUGUCCCAAUCUCUUCUUAAUUACACAUACUAAUCAUUAUCAUACAUGUAAUUCACAUACUGAUAAUACUACAAAAAUAUUUUCUAAACUAAUUAUAUGUAAAGCACAAUUAUAAAAAUAAACUUUGCACAGUUAACAUACUACAAAUAAUAAUGCAAAAAAUUUCACUUACAAAAAACCUCGCAGAAACAAAAUCGAACUGGGUCGGAACGGGAUAGAUACCUAACCAAACAGAGAAUGGUCGAGUCAAAUAUACAAACUAACUAGGUAAGGAUGGGUCGCUUACCCGACUAAGAUGGGGUUCAAAUGAAUUGUCUACCCGUUGUCGGAUGAUCAUUGACGGCUUAAAAAUCCGUCAAUGUGAGGGUUGGGAUAGGUCGAAAACUCAUCACAUUCUCGCUGGUGAUGGAUUUUCAACCCGUCCCACUAUCAUUUUCUUUUUACAAAAGAUUAUCUUCAUUGAUCGAAACAAAAGAUAGUUACAUUCUGGAGAGCAGUCAGGCCUGAAAAUCAAAGAAACGACUUGCAGUUGGGUAUAAAGAGAAGGCCUUACGAGUCACCAAGUAGGCUACCCUAUUACUACGCCGACCUACAAAUCGAACACUAAACCCUGAGCGAACCACCAAGUGAUGAAUAAUUUCAGCAAGAAUAGCACCAACCCGUCCCACUAUCAUAACCCUAAACAAAAACAAGUUUUUCCUGGCUGGACAACGACGUGUUCCUUCCUUCUCCUGAUCAGCUACAACAGAGAACAAGGGCAACGAAGGUGGUUUGAGGCAGACGUCCUUCUUCUUUUUCCUCGAUGGGUCGUCGUCGUUCUUCUACCUCCUCCUCAUGGACGGUGUUCUUUUUCUUCUUUCUCCAGAUGCGAUGACAAAGAGGCAGGGAACUCGAGCAUUGGAUUUCUUCUCUUCCUUCCUCCUACAUUGGCAACGGCGAGCAACAACAUAUAAGGGGAGGGAACUCGAUGACGACAACAACCAAGAGGGGAGGGAAGGCGCAACAGAGAGGCGAGAGAUGGUUUUGAUUUGGGUGUUCAAUAGAGAGGGAGGCAGCGGGUGCCGAGUAUAAAGGCGAGCAUUUUUUAGGUUUAUAUUAAAUUCGGGUUAUGGGAAAAUUGUAAAUUUGGUAUUGUUUAGGGCAAAAAGGUAAAAAAAAAAUUAGUGUAUUAAAUAGGAAUUGUUAAAGAAAUAGGGUAGGAUAGAUUGCUUGGUUGGAGUUUCAAUUUAAAAUUGAAAAUGAACAAGUACAUAAAUUACAUGUAAAAUUGGCUUUUUCUAAUUGUAAAUUUGGGUUGAGAAUUGAGAAUUAGCCGCAUUGAUAUUCACUAGGGGUGAUAAACGGUUAUGCCCCUA